GGCCUGGCAACUCUCAUUCAAUAAUUCUCGGUGUCGGUCGUAUUUUUGUUGGUUUAGGACACCAACACUGCCCUGUCAUCCAACAAUGGCCUCUGAAGCAAACCAGGAGACCAAACCCGAGGUCAAAGACCCCGAGAAGCCAGACCUAGAGAAGGUCCCUACGUUAAGCGACGACAAGUCCGUCGCAGAAGGCGAAGUCGUCGAGCUCGACCAAGCGGAAGUCUUCCUACGGGACAGCGGCUAUGACUGGCAGCAGGUAGACGAGCUCCUCGAAGACAAGCAGAAGAUGAAAGCAUUGGUUCGAAAAAUCGACAAGCUACUGCUGCCACUGCUCAUGGGGACGUACGUAUUGCAGUACAUCGACAAGAGCACCACGUCGUACGGAGCCGUCUUCGACCUGCUCAAGGAAACGAACAUGAGCGGCGACGAGUACUCAUGGACGGCAAGUAUUUUUUACCUUGGCUAUCUGUUCUGGGAAUACCCGGCCUCUUACCUCGCCCAGCAUUACCGGACCGGCAAAGUCAUUUCGAUAACGAUCAUUGCUUGGGCCUCGAUGUUGAUGAUAACGGCUGCUUGCGAGAACUUUGGUGGCUUGGCUGUGUGUCGCUUCUUUCUGGGGUGCUUUGAAGCGCCCAUCACGCCGGCCUUUAUGCUCGUCGUGUCGAUGUGGUAUGCGCGCGACCAGCAGCCUUUCCGAGCCGGGUGCUUCUACUGUUGCAAUGGAGUCGGCUCAAUGAUUGGCGGCAUUCUGUGCUAUGGUAUCGGCCAGAUAGACAGCUUCCCUGUUUACAAGAGCAUCUUCCUGAUUUGUGGCGGUGCGACUUUACUCUUUGGUCUGGUUUUCCUAUGGCGCAUGCCAGACAGCCCAAUCCUGGCCAAGGGUUUCACCUUGGAAGAAAAGGCUGCGUUGUUGGGUGUUGGAAGGAAGAACCAGACUGGCAUGUUGAACCGGACCAUUAAGCCAUACCAAAUCAAGGAGGCUUUUAUGGAUAUACAGGUUUGGGUGUUGUUUUUCUUUACGCUGCUCAAUGAGCUAAUGAACGGUGGCAUUGCCAAUUUUGGUAAACUCAUCAUCAAAGGCUUAGUUGAUGACCCGUUGAAAACAACUGCUUUGGGCAUCCCACAAGGUGCAUUUCAAGUCCUGUACGUCUUUACCGGUGGACUAUUAGCAACGCUUUUUAAGAACUCCCGGACAAUCAUCAUGGCGGUCUAUGUCCUUCCAACCAUAGUCGGCGCUUCGAUGAUGUGGAAGAUACCAAGAACAAACGAGAUCGGGUGUCUGUUUGGCUACUACAUUGUGGGAUCAUACGUUGCAUCCUUGACGCUUGCUCUGCAAAUGCCUGCCAGCAACCUCGGCGGAUACACUAAGCGUGUGACGGCCACGGCUUUCGUUUUCCUUGCAUACUGCGUGGGAAAUAUAAUCGGGCCGCAUGCUUUUCUUGCCUCGGAAGCCCCUAUUUAUCAGACGGGCGUCAAGAUGAUCUUGGGCUGUGCUUGCAGCCAGUUCGCUCUGGCUGUCUUCCUGCGCUUCUGGCUUACAAGGCGGAAUAAGCUACGUGAUCAGGCGGCUGCCGAACGGGGCUCGGAAGAAGGCGUGCAAGAGGAGCCGUUGUUGGAUCAGACCGACUUCGAGAACCGAAGGUUUAGGUAUUCCUUAUAAAGAAAUGCGGCCUUAAGUUCCAAGAGCAUGGU
Aplosporella prunicola CBS 121167 is the source of this 1692-nucleotide messenger RNA. RefSeq lists its product as uncharacterized. Gene Ontology annotation, cellular component: membrane. Gene Ontology annotation, molecular function: transmembrane transporter activity. The coding region runs from base 86 to 1660 and encodes 524 amino acids. Gene Ontology annotation, biological process: transmembrane transport. NCBI's taxonomy places the organism in Eukaryota, Fungi, Ascomycota, Dothideomycetes, Botryosphaeriales, Aplosporellaceae. The record is from RefSeq and is a predicted model, not a curated record. The transcript has 7 exons.